CGCGGCCUGAGCGCGAAGCCGCUGCCAGUCCUUUAAACCUUUUAUUUUGACACUGAGUCUGACUCAGUGUCCCGGUUGGCCCUGUUUGCAUCACCUGCCUCGGCCGCCACGUAGCUGAGGUUACAGGCGUGUACCGCGGGGCUCCAUUAUAAUUUUGAUAAUGAAUAGCAGAUGAUUUAUGUUUGAUGCCUACUUUCGAAAUCAAAGGGAGCUUAUUAAAUAUUUUCGUCUCUUUUUUGUGAUACUGGGCACUGGGCCCAGGGUUUUUGCACUGAGCUGCGUCUUCAGCCUUUUAUUUAAUUUUUUGUUUUGAGACAGGGCCUCGCUAAAUCCUUAAGUUUCUCUGGUUGGGCUCUAACUUGCUGUUCUCCAGCCCCAGUCCCUCAGUGCACGGAUCGCAGAUCUGAAGAGAUUUGCUGGAUGUGAAAAAUAACUUUCUCAAACCACCUUGGUGUUGUGCUGUGUUUGUUGGGACGAUGUUUGGGAGAUUGAGUCUUCCGCAGCUGCUUUUUGCUGGCAUUGUGGGAAUUGCUGGAGGAAUAUAUAUUUAUCAACCAAUAUUUGAACAAUAUUCCAAAGAUCAAAAGACGUUAAAAAAGAAGGUGGAAUUAACAGAAGAAUCAAAAGAGAAGAGAAGUUAAUGCUACAUGGAGUUGAAUUGUAAUAACUGUAUAAAGUUCGAUUGGACUUAACAUUCACAAUAAGGAACCUAGUAAAAACUUAGAUAUGUAUUUUAAAUAUAAAUAAAUCAUAUAUAAUGAUUGUGGACGAUUUUUAAAA
This is a messenger RNA of Heterocephalus glaber (naked mole-rat), 780 nucleotides long. The record is from RefSeq and is a predicted model, not a curated record. NCBI's taxonomy places the organism in Eukaryota, Metazoa, Chordata, Mammalia, Rodentia, Bathyergidae.